UGUUGUCUUUUGCGAAUCAAUAUGUUAAGCUUUAUUAUUUAUGAAUACACACAUAUACUGUAUAUUAAGAUCAAUCUAUUCUGAGGAACGUUUAUCUUUCGGCCCUGAUCUUGGACUUUGUCUGGGCUUGUCUUGUUGCAACAGCUGAACGGGAGAAACCCGAUGACUUGGCAGAAACAUGUGAUCCAGAUAUAAAUAGUCAUUUUCAAUGGAGCGUGAUGAUCUUGUGAAACACACCGGGGGUUGUCACUGUGGGGCGGUGCGCUUUGAGGUGUACAGUGCCCCAGAUUUACAUGUGUUCAAUUGCAAUUGCAGCAUUUGUACGAAGAAACAAAAUCGUCACUUCAUUGUGCCAAAAUCCUAUUUUACCUUGCUGCAGGGCUCAGACAACCUAACCACGUACACAUAUAACACGCACACCGCAAAGCACACAUUCUGCAAAACAUGCGGUGUCCAAAGUUUCUAUACUCCACGAUCUAACCCUGAUGGAUUUGGCGUUGCGCCCCAUUGUUUGGACCCUGGAACGGUGAGAAGUAUAACAGUGGAGGAUUUCUGUGGAGAGAACUGGGAGGAAAGUAUGAAGAAGCAUCUGACUAUUAAAAGCAUGUCAAAACCAACAAAGGAUGUAUAAAUCAAUGUCUCUGAUGAGCACUUGAAAUCCACUAUUCAUUCUCAGAGAACUUAAACUGUGAUCAAAUAAAACAUGAGAACCUAUCACACAA
Molecule: messenger RNA, 722 nt
Organism: Misgurnus anguillicaudatus (oriental weatherfish)
Lineage: Eukaryota; Metazoa; Chordata; Actinopteri; Cypriniformes; Cobitidae
Gene: cenpv
Product: centromere protein V
Molecular function (GO): carbon-sulfur lyase activity
Source: RefSeq, a predicted model, not a curated record